Messenger RNA from Anoplopoma fimbria (sablefish), 1655 nucleotides. RefSeq names its product cilia and flagella associated protein 210 (gene cfap210). The record is from RefSeq and is a predicted model, not a curated record. The coding region runs from base 6 to 1655 and encodes 549 amino acids. The transcript has 9 exons. NCBI's taxonomy places the organism in Eukaryota, Metazoa, Chordata, Actinopteri, Perciformes, Anoplopomatidae.
UACAAAUGGCAUCGGUGGUUCAGUAUGGCCGACGGAGAGGCUCCAGUAAGAGAGUGUCUUCAGCUGAGGAAGCCAGCAGGAUAAUCCAGCCCCCAGACCUCCAACAAGUCACUGUUUUAACCAAGAGUGAAUGGCUGAGGAUUCAGGAUGAGUUGAAGCAGGUUAAUAGAGACAAGGAGAGUAUGAGAGAGACAGCGAAACAGAGGGAGGCCUUGCAUUUGCAAUCACAAGAGGUGGUGAAACUGUGGUCCAAUACCAUCGCUGGUCAAAGGCAAAAAAAACUAGAGGCAAAGAAUAUCCGUGAGGAGAUUGAAGAGGAGAAAAGGAAGCUGACUGAUAAAGAAGAGGCCGAAUAUCAGGAGCAGCAUCGGAAAGAGGCCAUUGAAAAAGCCAAAAGUCAGCUGUUUUAUCAAACAGACCGUGUAAAAGGAUUACAUCGUGCGCUCUUACUGACAGAGGUGCUGAAGGAAAGAGAGACACAGAUUGAACUAAAGCAAAGAAUUAAGAAUGCCUCUAAAGAUGUCGACAAAGAAUUCCUGGAUUCGAUAAAGACCAGAGAGGAUGAAGCCUCGAGACAGGAGCAGGAGAAAGCCCUUCAGAGAAAGCUUGGGAGACAGGCUGUCGCAGAGGAUCUGAAAAACCAGGUCAGGGAAACUGAGCUAGUGAAAGAGCGACAGAAGAUAGAGAACAAGAAGGACGGAGAGGAAACCCAACGCCUCAAAGAGCUCCACCAGUGGGAGCAAAGAAUGGAGGAAGAAAGACAAGCAAAGCUGAAGAGAGAACUUAUGCACGCUCACAUGGAACAUGUCACCAAUAGGGACCUCAUAAAAGCGACAGAUGCACAAAAACAGGAGGCUGAAGAGGAGCACAGGAAACUUUUUCUCUCUGCAAAACAAAAAUUGAUGAAGUUACGCAAAGACAGACAAACAGAAUUGUUUAGAGAGGCUCAAAUGCACAGAGAGAAGAUCAUGAACAAGCUGGCCAUCACACAGAAGGAUCAAACUGAACGAGAACAGCAGAUGAUCGCGAAGGCUGUCGCUGAGCAGGAAGCAAAACAGGCACAAAGGCGGUGGGAGGAGGAGGAGAAGAAGGCUGCCAUGUUGGAGUCAAUAGCUGCGCACAGAGAACUCACGAGACAAGAAAAGGAGAAGAGGGACAAAUCAGCACAACAGAACACCAGAGACACACUUCAGGCCAAGAAAGAGGCUGACAGAAUAUUUUCUGAGAAACAACAACUGAAGGCUCAGAGGAUGAAAGAAGAUGGAAGAAUUCUACAAGACUUCAAUACCACACAAAUGGCUAAAAAAAGUGCCCGGCACCAGCAGCUGAGGAGAGAGGAAUAUGAGUUUGAGGUGAAGAACGCAGAGCUCCUUGCUAAAGAGGAGAACCAGUUCCAACAGUAUUCACAGAACAUCAUCAGUGCAGCGGCGGAGGCUCAGCGAAAAGUGUUCCCACUUUGCAGAGCGGCAUCAUUGGGGAUCGGAGGAGGGCACGGUCCAGUUUCUAGUGGACUCAGACCCAGCUACCUCGUUCAGGAUCUCACUGGUGCUCAAAUGCCCAAAUACGUCUCUGGUGCCACCCAGAGCAUUAAACAGUUAAACGAGGCCGAAGAUAUUCAAGACGCAAAGAGGAAACUUGGGUUUACAUGGUCAUAG